Molecule: messenger RNA, 567 nt
Organism: Cucurbita maxima (winter squash)
Lineage: Eukaryota; Viridiplantae; Streptophyta; Magnoliopsida; Cucurbitales; Cucurbitaceae
Product: pectinesterase inhibitor-like
Exons: 1
Coding region: 12-560 (182 amino acids)
Molecular function (GO): enzyme inhibitor activity
Source: RefSeq, a predicted model, not a curated record
CAACAGUAGCCAUGAAAUUUAUCUCAGCCAUUGUGGUAAUUCUGUGCCUGUGCAUGGCGACAAAGCGCCACGACGCCACCCGCCCCGUCGAGGAAGGGAUGACCCUAAUCGAGGAAAUGUGUAGCCAAACCAAACACAAGGAGCUGUGCGUGGACUCCCUGACCUCGGACCCCAACAGCUACCCGGCCGACAAGACGGGGCUAGCCCUGGUGGCCCUCCGCUUCGCCUCUUCCAACGCCUCGGACAUCUCGGAGAGCAUCAAGGUGAUGUUCAAUGACUCGACCCUGUCCAAGCCGAUGGUGCAGGAGGCUCUCCUCGACUGCCUUGACGAGUACCUAGACGCGUCCCAACAGCUGGACGACUCCAUUGCAGCGCUGACGGUGAAGGCGUAUGGGGACCUGGAGAAAUGGGUGAAUAUAGCCAUGACGGAUGUGCGCACGUGUGGGACGGAGUUGGGCAGCGAGCGCCCACCGCUGCUGACGGAGAGGAAUGAUGUGUUUAUUAAGCUGUGUGAAAUUGCGCUGACCAUUUCCAAGAUUGCGCAGGGUGAAAAGAACUGAUUAUAAU